AUGAUAGCCAUUGUAUCCGCAGUUUUUCUUGCAUCUGUGCUCAUACAUGGAACCAUAGCACAGAGCUAUCCUCCUCCCAUUUGGUACUUUCCAUUUCGAGUGACGCUAGCCAAUGGUCAAGGAAAUGCGGAUCCGUCACGGACAACAAGUUUUGCCGAUAACGUUUUCGUUGAUAUUGAUUUGACUCAGCCAUUCAGCCUCAUGAGCUGGAUCUCUGUCUCAGACAUUGGCAGUACAUUCUGGCGUGCUGCCCUAUCUAUUGAAUCACCAGAUGCAACCUCUGCCCUGUUCAGAAUCGCGCUUCCACCAAAUCAAAUGAAUUUCAACGUUGCCUGGAUGCAAAGCGCACAGAAUCGUGGUGGAGCAAUUAAUACAACGGUGGUUGCUCCUGGGCCAAACGUUCAAUUCCAUCUGGCCAUGGUUAAAGACGGAAAUGCUAUUGCCUUUUACAUGAACGGGGCCCGAACGUCUUCUAUUUCACUUUCAAGUCAAAUUUUUAACCCGGCGAAUUUUGUUGCAUCCCAGAAACAAGUAGUGCUAGGAAGAACCAGGCUCGAUGGCAACACUGACAGGUCCCAAUGGAACGGGAUACUCCGAGACGUGUAUCUAUUUGACUUUGCUUUGGAUGAUGCGGAAGUUGAGGAGGAGUAUCAGGCAACGCUAUUGGAAUAG
Messenger RNA from Psilocybe cubensis, 672 nucleotides. RefSeq lists its product as uncharacterized. NCBI's taxonomy places the organism in Eukaryota, Fungi, Basidiomycota, Agaricomycetes, Agaricales, Agrocybaceae. The coding region runs from base 1 to 672 and encodes 223 amino acids. The record is from RefSeq and is a predicted model, not a curated record. The transcript is spliced from 4 exons.